Candidula unifasciata is the source of this 213-nucleotide messenger RNA. NCBI's taxonomy places the organism in Eukaryota, Metazoa, Mollusca, Gastropoda, Stylommatophora, Geomitridae. The record is from the annotation of a GenBank genome assembly.
UCUGAUUUCAUGAGUGGACAACAGGGUCAGAACCAGAUGGUCAACAUGGGUUCGGGACAGAUGUCUAUGGUUCCUGGACCAAGAGAACGACGAGUCAUCUGGAGUGGUACCAUUGAGUACCAGGACAAAAAUGGGCAGAACCCCAGCCAGAGAAAUGUCACCUUCAUGCUCAACUGUAACGUGUCUGUUGACAUCCAGGAUUCUGACAUGUAA